AUGGGGAAAAUAACCCCGGAACAAAAAUUUAAAAAUGCUAGGGCCAAGAAAGUUCUCUCUGCCCCGAUUAUCAAUAUGGAAAAACUCCUCUAUGAUUCCAGAGAAGUCGAGAAACUCUACGAAGCGCUCGUGAAUGCAGGAUUUUUGUACAUUUCCAAUCACGGUGUCGACAAAAAUUUGAUUCAAGAGAUCAAACGAGUCUCUGCUGAUUUCUACCAUCUUUCGCCUUCAAAGAGAAAGGAGCUUGAAAAUUACGAAGGAAAAUUAGUUCACGACGGCUCUGCUUUCAGCUUGACUCCUUUCAAUGGCUCUGUCGAGAAGGAUGCUUGUAUUGACAUUGAAUACGUUGAUUCGUUAUUUCACAAGUAUAUUGGCGAAAUCACCAGUCUGGCUUUACGACUGGUUUCUUUCUUUGAAAUCGCUCUUGGUCUUAAAAAGGGAAGAUUGUUAAAUCGAGUCGAGCCGCAUGGAGUCCAAAACGCACUGUGCUACGAACGAACUCCUCCAAAGAAAUGGGGCGUCCCAGGCCACUAUGAUAAUGGUUUCCUGACGAUUUUGAUGCAAGACGAUGCUGGCGGGCUUCAAGCGAUGUCGAAAGAUGAGUGGUUCUCGAUUCCUCCCGUGAAGGAUACAUUCGUUGUCAACUUUGGAAACAUGCUUGAGCACAUUUCGCUCGACGAAUUCAAGUGGAACGCACACAACCUACCAGAAAUUCAGCGAAAAAAGAAAGCGAAAGGUAAAGAAUUCGAGGCAAGUGAAGAUGAAACUUUCAAGGAAUGGUUCUUUGUCAAUGUGGUUUCAAGUGAAAAGUUCUUGGACGACAUAGAAUAUGGAAAAAUCUACCACCAUGUUUGGGAAAUGGUCGAGCGAGACGGGCCUUUUGAAAUCGGCGCUUUCAACGAAUUUCGCAAAGAAAGAGAGACCGAAGCUACAGUUGCGGAGACAGAUGGAUCGCCCUCUAACCACCCGAGUUUUUACCAUUUUUAA
Oikopleura dioica is the source of this 987-nucleotide messenger RNA. The record is from the annotation of a GenBank genome assembly. Lineage: Eukaryota; Metazoa; Chordata; Appendicularia; Copelata; Oikopleuridae.